AUGGAUCCAGAAGUGGUUGAUGCACAAGUUCCAGUUGUAGCAGACCUGGAGAACAAGGGAGAAAACACCACCAGUGCCGGUUUCCCAAAUGGAAAUGUCGAAAAUGAAAAGACAGAACAACUAGUUGCAUCUUUGGAAAAUGGUGUCGAGAAGGCGUACGCUGCCCUACAACAGUCUGCAGCUACCAAUUUGGCCAAACUUCAAGGUAUUGUUGGUCAGGUGCAUGUUAAUGUGCCAGUUCCAAAACUGGAUAAUAGUGGAGAGCUUCUCUCAAAGGCAAGCGAACGUACAAACCAAGUGUUGGAUAGUAUCGAUGAGGAUCUAGAGAAGUUGGAGAACCUGACUUUGGAUUAUGCCCAACAAAUAGGUAAAUCCAUCGGUUCCUUCAUCAAUACCAGCAAGACAGAGGUUGCUAAAGAGUCUCGUUGGGGGUGGUUAUCGGGUCUUGUAGGUGGAGGCGAAGGGGGCGGUGAUGAUACUCGAGUUAGUACCGGUGAUACCAACGGGGAAAAGACGGCAAAGGUUGGUUCUGUUGCUUCCCAAGGAAAGGACGGUAAGCUCUUGUUUCUACUACCAAGUGGCAUUUUGCCUGGAACGAGAGCAGAGACACAAAUGCAUGAACUUCAGAGUGAUGCCACCUUCUACAUCCAGGCAGAUAAGGACGGCGAGUUUGCUGAGUACAAACUAACUGAGGAAGACGAAGCUGAAAGGGAGAAACUCGGUGGCAACCAGUCACUUCAUCUGAUGGCGACGUUCAAUGACGUGGUCACCAGCAAAAAGGUCCUCACUGAGUCCAAGUUUUGGCAGAUCUACUUUGGGCGUAAGCAGGCCAUCAUUGAUGCUGAUCAACGCCGUAGAGAACUUAUUCAGGAUAAGAGUGACGUUCGUGAAACUGGAGUAGCGGAUACCGACAACACCAACACAAAGGAAGGGCAGGCAGGACACGCAGGACACGCAGCCCAAGGCUCUGUAAGUGAGAGUGGGAAUGCUGGUACUGCUGGCGAUGAUGAUGAUGACGAGAACUUUGAUUGGGAUGAGUAG
Pichia kudriavzevii is the source of this 1041-nucleotide messenger RNA. RefSeq lists its product as uncharacterized. The record is from RefSeq and is a predicted model, not a curated record. NCBI's taxonomy places the organism in Eukaryota, Fungi, Ascomycota, Pichiomycetes, Pichiales, Pichiaceae. The coding region runs from base 1 to 1041 and encodes 346 amino acids. The transcript has a single exon.